UGGUUUUUCAACCUCAUUGGGAAAAUGAGAUAAUCUGAUUUUUCUGAUUGUUGUUUAUGUUUUAGUAAUUAACUAUCUCUGGGAUCUUUAAUUACACAGUUAACCAUCGAUAGAAGUUAAUUGUGACAAUUUGGUUAAAUUGUUGAAGAAAAGAGUAACAAAUCAUCUCAAGACCAGUUUGGGUUGAGAACAUGUGAUUAUAUUUUCUGGUUUCUUUUUCUUUCCAGUCAUUGUUUUGAUUUCUUUUUGUUCAUUUGUUUCCCUCUUCUAAUUAAUUCUGUAAACUGAUGUUCAAAGGUGAAUCCUGAAUAAUUCCAGUGUUUCUUUGUUAUCUCUAUGUGUUCAUGUUUCUCUCGCCAUCUCUCAAAAGUAAAUGAGAAAACCAACAACAAUUAAAAUCUAAAUUACCACCAAUUUCCACAGUUAAUUAGAUUGUAUUUCAAUGUCAAAUAUUCAUUGAUGAUGUACCAACAAUCAGUAAUCAUUUAUUUGAUUACAUUCCAACAAUUAGCCGGUUAAUUAUCAACCUUUUCCUGUUGAUUACUUCACCCUCUCUCUCUCUCGCAAUUGUUAUUACUUUCAAACAAUCUGAUGUUUCAUUUGUACCCUUGAAUAAGAAUCAUCAGCCUGGAGAGUUUAAUCAAUCAGGCUUUCCAAUUAAGCUCUGGAUAAUCAAGCAACGUCUCAUAGACACAUUAUAAGUGUUUAAACCAACGUGCUAAUCAAAUUGACUUAAUGUUGAGCCUAAAAGAUUACAAUCAACCUUGAAACGUUGAUUAUCUUGGUGAUAACACUUAAUCGGUUGAUCAAUACUUGAAUUAAUCUUGUAAAUUGUCAAGAACACGUUAAACUGAAUCUUCAAACAUGAUAUCAAUUAUCACUUUCAUGUAAUACUAAUUGAAUAACUUGUUACCCUGAAUUGAUAUAACCUAAAUUCUGGUGUGAAAGGCCAAAAGGACAUCUUAUAAUUAACUGUUCCAAGGAGACUGAUCGUCGAUAUGGAUGUUGAAAUUAAAUUAUCCAAACAACGAUUCCUUGUAUUGGGUCUUCAUUGUCUUACCAUUUUCCAUAUAAAUUCACAAUGGACUCAAUUCCAAGUGAUAGCUGAUGUUUGCCGUUCUUAUUUUAAUGUUACCAACACUGACCUCGACUGGACCGUCACAAUUUGGUAUCCAGUUUAUAUGGUUGGUUGUUUUAUCUCAGCCAUUUGUUUGGAUAAGAUUGGUAUUCGUUUCUGUAUCCUAAUGGCCUCACUUGCCAAUCUCGCUGGAUCAGCUGUUAAAUAUUUCUCAAUAGUUUAUUCAAAUUUUAUCCUUGUCUGUUUUGGUCAAGCUUUAGCCGCUGUUGGUCAAGUUUUCACAUUUUUCUUACCCGUUAGUGUGGCUUCAACUUGGUUUCCAGCUGAAAUUGCCUCAACCAUCACAGCGGUUGCACUUUUCCCAAUUUACAUUGGCGGUGGAUUGGGUUACCUGUUACCAACUUUAUUUGUACCCAACGAUACGACCCCAAGUGUCCAAAAAACUGACCUGAAACGUUUCCAUCUUGUAUAUACAAUCUCAGCGGGUGUAAUAUUGGUUAUUAACUUAAUUUUCUUUAAAAAUCGGCCCAAACACCCGCCAAGUUUAGCCUCAGCCAAAGCCUCAGUUAACGGAGCGGGAUUUCUUAAAGCAUGGAGAUCAAUUUUAACCAAUCGAAACUCAAAUUUUAUCCUCGUCAGUUACACUUUUCUUCAAUCAAUAACCAAUGUUGUUCUCGCCCUAUUAAGUCCAAUGGUGGAGAAAGAUUUUCCCGGUCAAAAUUCAUUCAUUGGUAUUCUUGGUGCUGUUGUGGCCAUUUUAAGUAUCCCUGGAUCGGGAGCACUUGCUUGGGUAACCGAUAGGACUCGAAAAUAUCGACUGGUCACUCUUCUUAUGUGUAUAUUUAUGUUCCCGUUGUUCGGUCUUUUCAUCUAUUCUCUUAAAGUUGGAAGUAAAAUUUUCGUCUUCAUCAUAGUCAUUUGUCUUGGAUUAUUACUCGAAGGUACUUUUCCAAUAGGUAUGGACUUUAUUGUUCAGGCCAAUUAUCCAAUGUCCGAAUCAAUUUGUGCCACUCUAAUGAUGUUCUGUAAUCAAGGUGUCAGUUGGGCGGCUACGGAUGCAGUUUCCUAUCUUCUUCAUAAUUACAAUUUAUAUUACGCUUUUACCCCAAUUCUAUUGAUGACAAUUAUCGCUCUAAUUUCUGCAAUAUUCACCAAAGAUAAUCUUAAUCGCGAUGCCGCUAACACCGAAUCGACCAACAUUAUUGUCUCUUCAAUUUCAAAUCAAAACUAUUCAUCAACCAGCCCAACAAAUCAAGUGAUUACUAGUUAAUUUAAUUUUUCAACACAAAAAAAGAACCAAAAAAUCACUUAUUCAGAUAGAAAUUAAAUUCAAAUACUAAUUUCUAUUUAAAUGAUUACACCUUUUAUAUGAUUUUCUCACAAUAACAACCUGAACAAUCAAUACAAUUCAAUCGUCAUCAAACUGAUUAUCAAUUCGACUCGUAGCUGUAAAAUUAAGACAAAAAGUAAUAUCAAUGUACAAUAUUUAAUAAUAAAAUCAUCAAGAAUUCGAACAUUUUUAAAUAUUAAUUAGUACAGAUGAGCAGAUAGAGAAGCGUCUCAAUAUUAUUCAUUGAGUUAGGACGACUAUUUAAGCUGCUUAAUAGUGGGACAAACGUACGAAUUUCAUCCAAGAGCAGAACCACAAUUAGGAAAACACAAAUCAUCUCCGCCGCCGUAACCACUACCGCCAGAAAGAUCACCACCAUUACCGUCACCGUUGAGCUGACAGGAUAAAGAUGACAUAAGCCCCAUAAAAAUGACGAUGAACAGGAAACAAUUUAAAGUUAUACGUUGAAGACCCAUAGUUUUUUGUAUUAAUCAAUUUAAAAUUUCUUCGUUGAGAUGAUCACUUAUUCGGAUGGAAAUUAAAUUCAAUUGCUGUUUUCUAUUCAAAUGAUUUUACCUUUUAUAUGAUUUUCUUAAAACAACAACUUGAAGGAUUAAUACACGUGGACAAUUUCAUCGUUAAUUAGUGAAUUUAUUAUUUAAUCAGUAAAUUUUUGUAUAUUUACAUUUACAUAAAGGAAGCAUCCGAAUAUCAAACAAUCAACAAAAGUGCAAGUAGAAAAUUUAAUACGACGAAGUUGAAUCUUAUCAGUUCGGAACUGGAAGUUGCAUCAUUUAUAGUUAGUUAGUUUCUACAAUCAAGCUCAAAAGUUUGGGAACGAUAAAAAUUAGUUAAUUUAAUAUUAACUGACCAGAAUUAAAUUGCAUGAAAAUGUUCACAAGUAGUGUUUAAAGGUCUUAAGGAUGUUUAUAUCAGAAACCGUGAAUCGUAUUAAUUGUAUGAUUGUCAUUUCAAAGACGAUUCCAUAAUGAAUUAACUUAUAUUGAUAUUUAUAAGUAAAAAUCAAUAAACAAUUUACUAUUAGUAAUAGUUAAUAGUUUGAUUAGAUGUGAUUACUCAGUUUAUUAUUUUGGGUGUUCGGUGCAUAAUGAGAUGUUAUUAGUUUUGUUUCAACGAAAACAGGGUAACAAGUCUCACAAAAUUCGUAUCUUCUUUGAAGAUUUAGUUUAAUCUAUUUGCGACAAUUUAAAAGAUUAAUUCAACAGUUUGUCAAUCGACUAAGACUUUUUAGGGCUUAAAUGACCAAGACAAUUAACAUUUUAAAUUUAAUUGAAAUUGAUAGUGAGCUCUUUUUUCACUUGUGAAUAGUUCGAGGUGCACAAAAUCACCUUAACUACAUGUAUAAGCUAAACUACGUCUUGUUAAUUAGUGAAUUCAUUAUUUAAUCAGAUAAUUGUUGUAUAUUUGCAUAGAGGUAUCACCCAAAUGUCAAACAAUCAACAAAAGUGCAAGUAGAAAUUGAAGUGAAAAUUUGAUGCGACGAAUCUUAUCAGUUGAAUAGUUUAAUCAUUUAGUUGAUUACUACAAUGAAAUCAAACUACAAGUAUAUUCUGUUCAUUUGUUUUAUAAUUUCGAGUACAAUAAUCGGUUCGAUGGGUCAAGCUAGUGGACAAAAUCUGAAGGGUCUCAAUGCGAUCGCCAAUCUUAUUCCUGAUCAACUUGCCGAAACUGCAAGAAUAACCGAUUCAAUUCGAAGGUUCUUCUUUGGUACCGUGGCGGAAUCGGUGUUUGGUUGGAACGAUAUGCUUGCUCAGUCUCUUGGUUAUAAGUCCAAGUGACCGAUCAUCCCGGCGAAUCCUCAUCACCUCGCUAACGAAAUUGUCGAAUAACAUGAAAUGUCCAAUGCUCAAGAUUAUGAAUAAAUGAAGAAACAAAUGA
Messenger RNA from Panonychus citri (citrus red mite), 4307 nucleotides. RefSeq lists its product as uncharacterized. Gene Ontology annotation, cellular component: membrane. The coding region runs from base 999 to 2348 and encodes 449 amino acids. Gene Ontology annotation, molecular function: transmembrane transporter activity. The transcript has 3 exons. Gene Ontology annotation, biological process: transmembrane transport. NCBI's taxonomy places the organism in Eukaryota, Metazoa, Arthropoda, Arachnida, Trombidiformes, Tetranychidae. The record is from RefSeq and is a predicted model, not a curated record.